Hydractinia symbiolongicarpus is the source of this 2016-nucleotide messenger RNA. Its product is annotated as adipolin-like. The transcript has 7 exons. Bases 1203 to 1727 code for a protein of 174 amino acids. The record is from RefSeq and is a predicted model, not a curated record. Lineage: Eukaryota; Metazoa; Cnidaria; Hydrozoa; Anthoathecata; Hydractiniidae.
AUAGUUAGCAGCAUAAUUUACUAUUUGCGGUAACAGAAUCGAAAUUUUCGGUCAUGUGUCAACACUUAGCCGGCUACUUGCUUUUUCCUCUGCAGCUAGCUUCAAUUUUUUUGAAUGAUCAAACUAAUAUGAAGUAUCACGGAGAGUUGCCUGCACAUAAUUUAAAUUUGAUACAGUACAAACAGUAAAAUAAAAUAGUAUUUACAUCCUUCUAAAAAGAUGGACUCUUCAAAUGGUCUCAAUUUUUAUUUUCAAAAUGCCUUCAUCUUCUUUAAAAAGUUUAAAAAUUCCCAUCAAAAAUCUUUAGAUCUCCUCGAGUCUCGUUGUCAUAAGUAUGCUUACUAAACGUCCCGGAUUCAAACCUGAAUUAAACACAGGGAAUUUCAAUGAUUUUGUGUGUUUAACAAUGCAAGGAACAUAGACAUAAGGUCGUUAGAGGAUUUUUAAUUCAAGAACAGGAAGCUUGUCAAAAUUUAUUUACUUUGCGGUUAUUGUUAAUAAUUUUUAAAUUAAUAUUUCAAUAAAAACAAACAAGACGAAGAACACGUAUUUUGAACUGACAAAACAAACAAAACUACGAAUAUAUAAAAAAUAUUUUCAAUUUAUAUCCUGCUACAACUAAAUUAGUUAAGCUCACCGGAUGUUUUUUUACUUCGCCAUGACGGAUAUCGACGGCAAUCACUUAAUUAGCACCCGUCGUGCAAUAACGAACGUCGGAAUAAGAAGAAGACGUGACGCUUAAGUCGAAUAGCGCUCCGUCGUUGGGUCAAAUGUUAAUUUAACAAGUUUCGUAUAGCUAAAACUUGAUAAAAAAGGAGAUGAAGUUUCCGUAAAAUAAUAAGUUUGUUUUUUGACAUAAUCUGACACUGUCAGGUGUCUUGAUAUUCUUACGAUAUAUCUAGGAAGGUAGGUCGAUGUACGAAGUUGUCAGCCAGGCAAAGCAUACGAAUGGAAAUGAUUUUAACAGCAAGAAUAUAAGCAUCUUUUAUUCCAGUUUCAAAUCUCUAGCUUAGUGUUGUGGGAAACUGAUUUCCUUUUUUUGCUGAUUUUGCACUAAGCCUGUCACAAUGGAUGCAGUGAAAUAUUUAUUUGCACUUAUUUUGGUGCUUUGCAUUGUGAAUGGGGAUAGCAGAUGAAAGAAAAAUAAAAAAAAAAGGCGACAAUAUCCAGUAACAUUAAACAAAACAUUAUCAACAGAACAAAUGAAGUUGGUCAAGCAGUCGUGGUUUUCUUUACUUGAAGAAAAUGAUAAAGCUGCUAAAAGAAAGUUCAGCUCGCAAGAGAAGAAACUCAAACGGAAGAUGAAGGCUUAUAAUCGAGCAAAAAAGAUCAGUUUUAUGGCUGCUGGUGUACCAGAUGUGUUAUCUGCAUUUCUGAUUGAACUGAAUGAGAAUGUGGUAAUUCAAAAGAAGACUUUUGCUUUCUUGAGAGGAUUCAAUCAUCACCGUGCUGGCACUUUUGUAAGAGGAACAGGAGUUGAUUUGGAGAAUGGUUGCUAUGCAGCACCAUAUACAGCCAUUUAUAGAUUUCAAUCAACUUUGAACAUAGCAAGACCAUUUAAGAUUGCCAGCAUGAAGCCACACAAUGCAAUUACAGGUAGGAUAUGCAUCAACGGUGCUUGCGAAGAGAAUCUGUCGCUGAAGUUUCGUUCUGGAAUUUCCACAAACUCCAAAAUCUUUACCAUAAGUGUUUCGGGAAAUCUGUAUCUCAGAAAAAUCAGUACGUAGAAGUCGUUGUGGAGAAUACGGCAAGUAAUAGAAUCACAUCCUCUCUGAUUCAACAUUUAGUGGUUGCUUGGUGGGAGCGUAAUAUUUAUAUUUAAUUUAAAAUAUUAUUUUAUUUAUUAAGAAUUUAACUUAUUAAGUAAAUAAAGGUAAACAUGAAAAAGAUAAAUAAUCCUUUUGGAAUCAUUCAAGCUCUUCAGCUCGCAAGGAUAAAAUCUCGACAAAUGUUGCGUAAGGUUAUCAUUUUUCUCCUCUUAAAUUCUUUUUCUUUUCUUUUCUCAUAGAGUUCUUA